AUGUCCUCAGAAGACAUCGUGUUCGACCCACGUGGCGAUGUCAAACCUUGCGUUGGGGAAACAGACCCUGUCACCUUAACAGCCUGUUCAAGAGCUUUGGCUAGAGCAUCGCCAGUCUUUGAGCGUAUGCUCUUUGGGUCGUUCAUGGAGUCGAAACCAUCAAAUGGCGGAGACUGGAUUGUGGAACUCCCAGAGGACAAACCAAAAGCAUUAUCCAUCUUUCUACACAUAUCACAUGGCCAGUUCGAUCAAGUGCCCCGAGCGUUAUCGAUAGAUGACCUGUACGACCUUACGGUGCUGUCAAACUACUAUGAUGGCACACAUAUGCUGGAACCCUGGGUCGGAAGAUGGAUGUCAUUGGUUGAGGAUGAUACAGAGGCGUCAAAGGUCUCCAUGACCAAGAGCUUAUGGAUAGCAUGGGAGUUUGGUCGGAAGGACUCAUUUUGCCGAAUAGCAAGAAGAAUGCUGAUGGAAUCCGACGGUUCCGAAGAUCCGCAUCUCGGAAUGCAGCCAGAUAUUAUAGAAAACUCGUCAAUGAUUUACUUGUCGUUGACGAGAAGCCCCGCUGGUGUCGGCAUGCAGAGUGGAUGGGACCGCACCGCUGCGAAUCCAUGA
Molecule: messenger RNA, 615 nt
Organism: Fusarium subglutinans
Lineage: Eukaryota; Fungi; Ascomycota; Sordariomycetes; Hypocreales; Nectriaceae
Exons: 2
Coding region: 1-615 (204 amino acids)
Source: RefSeq, a predicted model, not a curated record